This is a messenger RNA of Vigna radiata var. radiata (mung bean), 3381 nucleotides long. Its product is annotated as TMV resistance protein N. The record is from RefSeq and is a predicted model, not a curated record. NCBI's taxonomy places the organism in Eukaryota, Viridiplantae, Streptophyta, Magnoliopsida, Fabales, Fabaceae. The transcript has 5 exons. Gene Ontology annotation, biological process: defense response; signal transduction. Bases 11 to 3142 code for a protein of 1043 amino acids. Gene Ontology annotation, molecular function: ADP binding; protein binding.
GCUUUCAGUAAUGUCUUCCAACGCCAUCGUCCAAUACACUGCUUCUUCAUCUCAUGCAAUUAACAGAUACGAUGUAUUUGUGAGCUUCCGUGGUGAAGACACACGUAACAACUUCACUGGUUUUCUCUUUCAAGCUCUCCGUAGAAAAGGCAUCCAUGCCUUCAAAGAUGAUGAAGAUCUCAAAAAAGGUGAAUCCAUAGCACCCGAGCUCCUCCAUGCUAUUCAAAGCUCUCGACUUUUCAUUAUUGUCUUCUCAAAGAACUAUGCUUCCUCCACCUGGUGCUUGCGUGAACUGGCAGAGAUACGUAACUGCGUUCAAACUUCGCCCAGACCUGUUAUACCUGUCUUUUAUGACGUUGAUCCUUCGGUGGUGCGCAAACAAAGUGAAUGUUAUGAGAAAGCAUUUGCAGAACACGAAAAGAGAUUCAGAGAAAACAAAGCGAAGAUGGAGGAAGCUGAGAGAUGGAGAGAAGCUCUCAAAGAAGUGGCCGAUCUCUCUGGUUGGGAUAUUCGAAAUAAGUCACAGUAUGCACAAAUUGAAGAAAUUGUUCAAAACAUAACAAAUAUUUUGGGUCCAAAAAUUUGUAGUCUUCCAAAGGAUGAACUAGUUGGGAUAGAGCGUGGACUUGAAAUAUUGGCAAAUCUUGUAUGUUUUGAGUCAUUUAAUAAUGUUCGAGUUGUUGGAAUCAGUGGGAUGGGUGGCAUAGGAAAGACUACUCUUGCUCGAGCUUUAUACGAAAAAAUCUAUCAUCAAUAUGAUUUUCAUUGUUUCAUUGAUGAUGUAAGCAAAAUAUAUCGAGAUUCAAGUUCAUUAGGUGUACAAAAGCAGUUAAUUUCUCAGUUUCUAAAUGAGAAAAAUCUAGAGAUUUCAAAUUCUUUUGAGGGAACAUGUUUGAUGUGGUCUAGGCUACACAAUGUUAAGGCACUUGUAGUUCUGGACAACAUUGAUGAAGUUGAACAACUAAGGAUAUUUACAGGGAACAGAGACACUUUGUUGCGUGAAUGCUUAGGUGGAGGGAGCAUAAUCAUCGUAGUUUCUAGGGAUGAACAUAUAUUGAGGACACAUGGAGUAGAUGACAUUUAUCAAGUCCAACCAUUGAAUUACGAAUAUGCUAUGCAACUGUUUUGUAGAAAUGCAUUCAAAGUUAAUCAUAUUUUGAGUGAUUACGAAAAGUUGGCAUGGGAUAUACUAUCUUAUGCUCAGGGCCACCCCUUAGCAAUUAAAGUAAUUGGGUCAUCUUUGUUUCGUCGAAAUGUGUCACAAUGGGAAAGUGCAUUGGCCAGGCUAAAAGAAAAAAAAAGUAAACAUAUUAUGGAUGUUUUGCGUAUAAGUUUUGAUCAGCUGGAUGANGAAGACAAACAAAUAUUUUUGGAUAUUGCAUGUGCCCUAUACUAUUAUGAUGAGAAAUAUGUGACGGAAGUUCUAAAGUUUCGUGGAUUUCAUCCUGAAUAUGGUCUACAAGUUUUGCAUGACAAAUCACUAAUAUCAAAAAUGGGUAGGUGUAUUUAUAUGCACAACUUGUUGAAGGACUUGGGCAGGUAUAUUGUCAAAGAAGAAUCACCAAAGGAACCCCUAAAGAGGAGUAGGUUGUGCAAUUACCAAGAUUUCCUCAAAGCUAUGUCGAAAAAUCAGGUAAAAUUAAUAGAUUCAAUUAUAAUUUUACGUUGCUAUUUUUUUAGAAGUUCUAAAACUGUGAGGAUAGAUGGUCUAUCGAAAAUUAAACACCUUAAGUUUCUUAAACUUGUGGGAGUGAACUGUUCAGGAAGUCUCAGUCAUCUUUCCAGUGAGUUAGGAUAUCUUACAUGGAACAAAUAUCCUUUUGAGUGUUUGCCUCAAAGUUUUCAGCCACACAAACUAGUGAAGUUAAAAUUGAGAGAGAGCAGUAUUCAACGACUAUGGAGUGACACAAAGGUGCUACCUAAUUUGAAGCUUUUGGAUCUCUCUUACUCCAAAGAAUUAGUUGAGAUGCCAGAUGUUGCAGAGGCCCUAAAUGUUGAAGAAAUAGUUCUUGAAGGAUGCAUACAGCUCCGAAAACUCAGUCCAUCGAUUGGUCUUCUGAGCAAGCUUACUAUUUUGAAUUUGAAAGACUGUGAAAACUUAGUAAGCUUACCUAAUAGCAUAUUGGGCCUGAAUUCUCUUGAAUAUCUGAGUGUCUAUGGUUGUUCAAAUCUGUUUAAUAAUGAGUUAUUAGAUGAAGCAAGUAACACAGAGCAUUUGAAGAAGCUUUGUUCAGUUGAAGGUCCUAUUCAUUCCCACUCAAUAUUCCCUUCAAUGAAAAAAGCACGAAGAGAGUCAGUUAGUUGUCUAUUACCAUCCUCUCCUAUUCUCCCUUGUUUGCGUGAACUCGAUCUAAGAUUUUGUAACUUAGUUAAAAUUCCUGAUGCUAUUGGAAAGUUAAGCUGCUUAGAAAAGCUAAAUUUGAAGGGAAACAAUUUUGUUACAUUGCCUAACCUCAAGGACCUUUUCAGACUUUAUUAUUUAAACUUACAAUGCUGCAAGCGAUUGAAAUACUUGCCUGACCUCCCUUCACGAACUCACUUGCCCUUAAAUCUUUACUCGUAUCCGAUGCAAUAUAUUGAAGACUACUUUCGUAUAGAGGACCGUAAAGAUUAUCCUGGAUUAAUGAUGUUCAACUGCCCAGAAAUAGUUGAGAGGGAACGGUGCACUAGCAUGACUAUUUCAUGGAUGCUACAAAUUCUUCAGUCGUGGUACAAGUCGGAAUGUCUUUCCUUUUCUUCAAGUCUUCGAAGUAUUAUCCCCGGAAGUGAAAUACCAAUGUGGUUCAACAAUCAGCUUCUGAGCAUGGACAAUUCAAUAAUCAUAGAUGUCUCUCCUUUUGUGCAUGACAAUAAUUUGAUUGGUGUUGUGUGCUGUGCAAUACUCAGUGAAGAUUUUUACAGAACAAGAAUAUCUGUGGAGCACUCAGAUCAUGUGUGCCUAUUUUAUUACUCUCGUCAACAGUUCUGCGAUAAAGAAGGCAUAUUUCGGGGCAAACUUAAUACACAUGACUUGAGUUUGAAAUUUAAAUUACAUGACGUGGUAAUCCUUUGUGCAAAGAUGAAGGAUAGGGACGAGGGAUGUUAUGAGUUUGAAGUGAAAAAAUACGGGUAUCGGUGGGUUAAAAAGCAAGAUCUACACUGACUCAUGGAUGAAAUUUGGCAGCAUGUUUUAAGCAAUACCUUCAGAAGACACACAAUUUUAUGAGUUGAAGACACAUGUACUAAAAAUACCUAAUGCUACAAUAUGCCGUGGAGUUACCAAUUUUAAAGAUUUCAAGAUCAACCAACAUUCUUACCCUUAAAUUUAAAUGACUAGUUUAAAGAGAGGCUGAAUUGAAAUUUCUAAAUAUUUUCGCAAAAAUUAGAAUUAUAUUUUAAUUA